AUGGGUUCGAAUGGCCAGGUUUUUGCCCAAGAUGACAAUUUCUGGAAUAAUUACCUAAAAGGACGACCGCAAGUUCCAGAAAAUUUCUUCACCCGGAUUUUUGACUACCACCGAGCGCAUGGAGGACGCUUUGGGACAGCCCACGACGUGGGUGCGGGCAACGGACCGUACGCCAAAACAUUACGUUCACGCUUUAACCGCGUCAUCGUCUCGGACAUCGUGGCGCAGAACAUCGAGCUAGCACGCCAACGCCUGCGCGGAGCAGACGGCUUCAUCUUCCGCACCGCCAAGCUGCAGGACGCCGAGGACAUCGAGCCAGGAAGCGUGGACAUGGUCUUCGCAACCAACGUGCUGCACUUUGCCCACCCGCAGGACGAGGCAAUGGCCGCCCUCUCGCGGCAGCUACGGCAGGGUGGCACCCUGGCAGUCGCACUGUUCGGCCCGGCGCGAUUCCACGACACUCAGCUUCAGGGCCUAUGGGAGCGCAUCAGCCAUGAGGGCGGCCGGCAGCUGCUCAGGGAGAUUGGCGAUGCCGCGGCCCAGGAGGCGACGAUCCAGGUCAUGGCCCGCACCCAGGGCACUUACAACGUCGCGCCGCUGAACCGGGAACUAUUCGAGGCCGGGGCGCAGCGGAUCCACCUGAACAUGCGCAGUGGUGGCAUUCAGGGCAUGUUGCCGCCGGAGGAGGCACAUCGGGAUAAGCAACCCAACUACACGGGGCCGGACGACGUAGAGACCUACGAAGAUGACGAGGGCUGGAGCUUUGUGACUGACCUAGCUGGUGUCAAGGCACACUUUGCCACCUUCCCCUUCGUGUCUAAAUUCCCAGACGCCCUGGCGGAAUUGUACCGGGAGCUGGACGACCUCCUCGAGGGCGGGAAAAGUGUCAAGGGGUACUAUCCUGUCAAGAUCAUCCUUUCCACACGACGUUGA
Messenger RNA from Diaporthe amygdali, 933 nucleotides. RefSeq names its product methyltransferase type 11. The transcript has a single exon. The record is from RefSeq and is a predicted model, not a curated record. Lineage: Eukaryota; Fungi; Ascomycota; Sordariomycetes; Diaporthales; Diaporthaceae. Gene Ontology annotation, molecular function: S-adenosylmethionine-dependent methyltransferase activity. Bases 1 to 933 code for a protein of 310 amino acids.